AAUAAGAAAAGAGAAGAAGAAGAAGGAGAAGGGGAAGGAGAGGCUCCAAUUUCUCCGCCCCAAACUUCUUUUUGUUUUGUUUAUCUUGGUUUUUCCUUUUUUAUAUAUAUUUGGAGGAUUAGUGAAGCUAGGCCUCUUCCUCCCGCGAAAAUCUCUCUCUCUCUCUCACCUCCAUUCUUUCUCUUCCUUCUGGUUUUCUCUCUCUCUGAGUGGAUUCUGGAAGCAGGAAGGAAGGAGGCAAGAAUGGAGAGAUUUUCUCUGUGAAAGAUCGGAUCUUGUUUCUUCAAUUUUCUCCCAUGUUUCCCCUUUUUCAUGGACAUUUAAUGCCAUCGAAUAACUGCCCAUUAUAGCUUCCUUACCCAUUUUCAAUAUUCCGAAACAGAGAGAGAGAGAGAGAGAGAGAGAGAGAGAAUGAGAGGAAUGCGGAUGUUGCAGCUCUGUGCUUCUUUAUAAGCUUCUCAUGUUUGUGGGUAUUAUCAAAGCUUCCGCCUUUGCACCUGCAGAUUCACAAUCCAAAGCCAAAGCCAAAGCCCAGAGGGUGAGGGAUCUUCUAUAAAAAAACACAAUGUCAUCUCUGGUAGCACGAACGGGACGACACCGACAGCGUUAUGAGAACAAUUUCCGCCUUGUUUCUGGGUGCAUUCCUUACAAGGACGAUGGGGAUCAGAGCAGUGAUCCAGAGGGCAGGAUCAAAGUUCUCAUGAUUUCUUCGCCAAAUCGUGAUGACCUUGUGUUUCCGAAGGGUGGAUGGGAGGAUGAUGAGACUGUUGAAGAAGCUGCACAUCGUGAAGCCUGGGAGGAAGCGGGAGUGAGAGGAGAACUUAGGAGAAAACCCCUGGGAGUUUGGGAGUUCAGAAGCAAGAGCAAAGAAAAAAUCUGCAGCACAGAAGGAAGAUGCAGGGGGUACAUGUUUGCAUUGAAGGUGAAGGAGGAGCAUGAGGCCUGGCCUGAGCAAGAAAACCACAAUAGGAAAUGGCUGAACAUAAAAGAUGCCUUCAAACUCUGCCGGUAUGAAUGGAUGCGUGAGGCUCUUAAUGAGUUUCUAAAAGUUAUGAGAGAGGACAGGUCCAUGCCAAUUUCAGCUGUUGCAGCAGAAUGUCAAAAUGCAUCUCCAAACUGUAGCGUGAGGUCUUCAAGUAACCAACAAAGCGAGUGGCUCAGACGUCCAAUGAAUUCAUGUAUGCCGCCUGGGCCUAACUUGGUAGCUGCAGGGGCAACACAGAGCUCAACACAACUGGAUCUCAAAGGUAGAGCUUGAAUCUGACUUGUACUUGCUUCUCCAGUUCCAGUUCCAGUACCAUUCCUGUAAUUUCGUGGUCUAAUUGGGUUAUAUUCCACUAAAAUGGAAACCUCCCCGGAAACAUUUGAUCAAAAUUUCAGCAAAUCACAUGUGCCUCAUGUUUCAUAUCCCGUUACAACACCGAGUUGGUGUGGGAUGUACUGUAUUCCUGGAAUGAUAAACAAUAAAUCUAGUUUAGAAAAAAAAAAAAUUGUCUGUAAA
This is a messenger RNA of Malania oleifera, 1501 nucleotides long. Its product is annotated as nudix hydrolase 13, mitochondrial. The coding region runs from base 566 to 1258 and encodes 230 amino acids. Gene Ontology annotation, cellular component: nucleus; cytoplasm. The record is from RefSeq and is a predicted model, not a curated record. Gene Ontology annotation, molecular function: pyrophosphatase activity. Lineage: Eukaryota; Viridiplantae; Streptophyta; Magnoliopsida; Santalales; Ximeniaceae. The transcript is spliced from 7 exons.